Salvia splendens (bonfire salvia) is the source of this 1321-nucleotide messenger RNA. RefSeq names its product Aldolase-type TIM barrel family protein. NCBI's taxonomy places the organism in Eukaryota, Viridiplantae, Streptophyta, Magnoliopsida, Lamiales, Lamiaceae. The transcript has 10 exons. The coding region runs from base 68 to 1042 and encodes 324 amino acids. Gene Ontology annotation, cellular component: cytoplasm. The record is from RefSeq and is a predicted model, not a curated record. Gene Ontology annotation, biological process: tRNA dihydrouridine synthesis. Gene Ontology annotation, molecular function: flavin adenine dinucleotide binding; tRNA dihydrouridine synthase activity.
UCGAGUCAAUUCUGGUCUCUCUCUAGCAAUUAGCCAACAAUUCUCGUGGGGAUUUGUCACAACCGGAAUGGAGAUCGACUAUUGGAACAAGCUUGUGCUUGCGCCGAUGGUCCGAGUUGGCACGAUGCCAUUCAGGAUGCUGGCUGCUGAAUAUGGUGCUCACAUCACAUAUGGGGAGGAGAUAAUUGACCACAAAAUCCUCAAAUGCGAGCGCCGAGUUAAUGAUGUGCUUGGGACUGUUGAUUUGGUCGAGAGAGGAACAGAGAGUGUAGUUUUCAGAACAUGUCCUGAAGAAAAAAAUCGAGUGGUGUUCCAGAUUGGAACUUCAGAUCCUGUGAGAGCUCUUCGCGCUGCCCAAACUGUGUGCACGGAUGUUGCUGCUGUGGACAUAAAUAUGGGUUGCCCCAAGGCCUUCUCUGUUAGUGGUGGAAUGGGCGCUGCACUCUUGAGCAAACCAGAUCUCAUUCAUGAUAUUUUAACAACAUUGAAAAGAAAUCUUGAUACACCAAUAACAUGCAAGAUUCGUCUGUUGAAAUCUCCCCAAGAUACAGUAGAACUAGCACGAAGAAUUGAGAAAACUGGAGUUUCUGCUUUAGCUGUCCAUGGAAGGAAAGUUUCCGAUAGGCCAAGAGAUCCAGCUAAGUGGAAUGAAAUUGCGGAUGUUGUAGCUGCUGUUUCUAUUCCAGUUAUAGCAAAUGGUGAUGUAUUUGAGUAUGAAGAUUUUGAACGCAUUAAAUUGGCAACAGGUGCUUCAUCUGUGAUGGUUGCUAGAGGUGCACUUUGGAAUGCCUCAGUUUUUUCUCCUAAAGGAAAAUUACCUUGGGAAGACGUUAAAAGAGAGUUCGUUAGGAAGAGCAUUUUUUGGGAUAAUGAUGUCAAGACCACUAAAUACACAUUGAAAGAAAUGAUUGUGCACCAUUCCUCUCUUGAACGUCCUGAGGGCAAGGCUAUAAAUAAAUCUGAGACAUUGGCAGAUCUGGCACAAUUAUAUGAGGAGGAUAUAUACUACAAGCAUCUUCUUAAAAGUCGACCGUCCUUUUGAAGAAGCAGAUAACAUUAUUUGACUGUCGAGGAAACGACAGGUUCGCCCAAUUUCAUGGUGGAACUUUUUGUUACAGAAGAUAGGUUUAAAGUAGUGAUAGCAUUAGAUAUAAAUAAAAGCAUUUUGGUUAGAAUAUUGUGCAGAAAUAGUGUUGUUGUAUCUCAAUUUUCACUAAAUUUAUGGGUAAUUUCUCUGUUUUCACCAACAUCUGAGUUUUGAAUAGCCUAAAGGUUAACUCGCGUGAAAUACUUAUGUUUAAUGGAUUUACUUUCUACUGUA